Messenger RNA from Cyphomyrmex costatus, 1893 nucleotides. RefSeq names its product Ras association family member (gene Rassf). Gene Ontology annotation, biological process: signal transduction. The record is from RefSeq and is a predicted model, not a curated record. The coding region runs from base 107 to 1828 and encodes 573 amino acids. Lineage: Eukaryota; Metazoa; Arthropoda; Insecta; Hymenoptera; Formicidae. The transcript has 10 exons.
AUCAGUGAAAUGUUCGGCUAAUGUAAACAAAAUGGUUUAAACUGUUCGAGACUCCAACGAAAACACGCCCGUUGUCGUCCCGCCAGGGUGCCGUGUGUCCGUCAUCAUGUGGAAGUGCCACAAAUGCGGCAAACCCGUUUAUUUCGCUGAACGUAAACAGUCUUUGGGAUAUGACUGGCAUCCAGAAUGUUUACGAUGUGAGGAAUGUGGAAAGCGAUUGAAUCCUGGACAACAUGCAGAGCACAAAGGUGUGCCUUAUUGUCAUGUUCCUUGCUAUGGAGCACUAUUUGGACCUCAGUUAUUCGGUCAUGGUACAAGAGUAGAAUCACAUACAAGUUUUGGAAAAAAGGAAAGUCGACCAUCUUUACCAAGAUCACAUUUAGAAUCCAAGUUGAAAGUUUUUAAUCAGUAUUAUGAAGGCAAAAGUGGAGGAAUUCGAAGUCGUGAGGUUAAUGGAAGAUUGAUACUAGAAGGUGCAUUAAGAAUUUAUUGGGGAGUCCGUGGUGUAAUUCAUCUGAAGGAAGAUGACGAUCAGCGUACAGUAGUUACUGCACGAAAUAGAAACUCAUGCAGGCACAGUGUUUCUGAGGAUGUCGAAGAUGAAGAUAAGGUAGAUGAGCUAUCUAAGAACACAUUGGAUAGCAGUACGGAGAAUAAUGCAAAGUCUGUUCCAACAUCGCCCGAUCAUUUAAAGAGUCUCACUUUGCCCAUGAAAUUGGAUGUUAAGAACAUGGAAUGGGAUGAAUUAGACGAACUCUUACAGGUGGAACGAAAAGUCGAAGAUGGUAAUAAAUUAUAUCAGACGAUGCCUGAGAAUCUUCCGUCAAUAAGUUCGCAAUCUAGUGUAGAUACGCCACCACUCUCGUCUCAGUCGAGUCUCGAUCGAUCAGAUUCCCGCGAAAAUUCAGAAACGAGCAGCCCCAAUCACCAUACCACUAGCCGAGAUAACGAUAGUAGCUUAAAUAGUACACCAACGCACAGCAUAGGUAGUUCUUCUAGUACAGACACUCCUGUCUGUAAUUUAGGAGCUUCUAAUCGAAAUGGAACGCUUCGAAGAGUAGAGUACUUCGAUAACUUGGAAAAGAAUCCCAGCAACAAGUCAAUUAGUACCGACGAUAGUUGGAUCGAAAAGGGUUUGAAUCGAUCGUUGUCCGGUCCUGAUUGUCUUCAGAGACAUAGAACUGAUAGUGACACGGAUUCAGUGAAUUCUUUGCAAUUCAGGGAGGACGACAAUAUGACUAUGUCUACAGACAGCGGAUUAGAACUGGAUGGUGUCGUUUUGCGUCGUAAACAAGGUUCCACUGCGAUCAGACGACGUCCGGGCGGUAGACGUCAAUCGCGAAGUCGAUUACGACGUCGUUGCUCGAUCAACGGCCACUUUUACAACCGAGAGACUAGUUUCUUCACACCGCCUCACGGGUCGCAGAUGUCCGUUUGGGUGACGAGUUUAGUGAACACCCAAGAAGUUAUUAAUCUUAUGCUGGACAAAUAUAAAGUCGAUGCCAAGUCUGAUAACUUUGCAUUAUUUGUAGUCCGCGACAAUGGUGAGCAAAGAAGAUUGAAGGAUGACGAGUAUCCUUUAGAAGUUCGAGUAGUCUUGGGUCCUCAUGAGAACGUAGCACGACUGUUCCUGGUCGAUAAGUUGUCCACGCCUGAGAUCAGUUCCGAUGUCGCACAGUUUCUUAAUUUAUCUGUAGCAGAAUGCCAUGGUAUACUACAACGUUAUCAUUACGAAGAGGAACGUCAAAUUCUUGUCUUAAAAGAAAAAUAUAAAGAGAUGCAUAGAAGAAUAAAACAAAGAAUGGAGGAGCUAAAAGUUCGUUUAUAAAUAGAAUCAUGAAUGAAUGUUCACAUGGAUAUCCACGCAAUUAUUUUUAUAAGCGCUUAAAAAAU